AAACAUGUUCUCUGUUCUGACUCCUCCUCCUCUCAUCCACUUCAUGUUGGCUUCAUUUCUACUUCCUCUUCAAACGGCAGCAGCUGUGAGUCUCUGCGUCUCUCCAUGAAGAGAGAAGACAAAGGUGGAUUUAAAGUGAAACCUAAAAGUUGUAUCUGGACAAAGAUCACCUGAUUCCAGCAAGCAUGGAUGGAAGACCCACCUGUGACCAGUGUGGAAAGACUUUCACCAGCGCAAGUCACCUAAAAAUUCACCAACGCAUCCACACUGGAGAAAGACCAUAUGAGUGUGACCAGUGUGGAAAGACUUUCACCACAGCAGGUUCCCUAAAAAUCCACCAACGCAUCCACAAUGGAGAAAGACCAUAUGAGUGUGACCAGUGUGGAAAGACUUUCACCAUAGCAAGUUCCCUAAAAAUCCACCAACUUAUCCACACUGGAGAAAGACCAUAUGAGUGUGACCAAUGCGGAAAGAAUUUCACCCAAAUGAGUGGGCUUACAUGUCACAAACACAUUCACACUGGAGAAAGACCAUAUGAGUGUGACCAGUGUGGAAAGACUUUCACCACAGCAAGUUCCCUAAAAAUCCACCAACGUAUCCACACUGGAGAAAGACCAUAUGAGUGUGACCAAUGCGGAAAGAAUUUCACCCAAAUGAGUGGGCUUAAAUGUCACAAACGCAUCCACACUGGAGAAAGACCAUAUAAGUGUGACCAAUGCGGAAAGAAUUUCACCCAAAUGAGUGGGCUUAAAUAUCACCAAGGCAUCCACACUGGAGAACGACCAUAUGAGUGUAACCAGUGUGGAAAUGCUUUCACCACAGUAAGUUACCUAAAAAUCCACCAACGCAUCCACAGUGGACAAAAACUGUAUUACUGUGACCAUUGUGGAAAUGCUUUCAGCACAGCAAAUUACCUAAAAAUCCACCAACGCAUCCACAGUGGACAAAAUCUGUAUUACUGUGACCAGUGUGGAAAGGCUUUCACCAGAGCAAGUUACCUAAAAAUCCACCAACGCAUCCACACUGGAGAAAGACCAUAUGAGUGUGACCAGUGUGGAAAGAAUUUCACCCAAAGGCAUGAGGUUAAAGCUCACCAACGUAUUCACACUGGAGAAAGAACAUAAAAUUGUGACCAGCGUGGGAAGUUUUUCACUAAAGCUAAUCACCUAAAAAUCUCCCAACGGGCCCACACUGGAGAGAGACCCUACCAGUGCAGAUUCUGUGACAGAUCUUUUCUCACAGGUUCAAAAUGUACUAAACAUGAACGUGUCGAACAUUUCCACAAAGGACAAAAACUGAACAGUCGUACAAAAAGUAAGACAUUGGACUCUAGUGGAAAGAGUCAGUGUCAUAACACACCUAAACAGUUUGAAUGUUUCCAAUGUGAUGAAAGAUUCUCAUCAUCCUCUGCCCUCUGCUAUCAUCAGCGCAGAUGUGAAUCAUCGUCUGGACCAAAAUGUCCCUCAGCAUCAGAUGACAGGAAGAAACACAGUGUGUGUGAACCAGCAGCACCCACUUCUGACAAGAACAUCAGACUUAAAAACCUCCAGAUCAGACUUCACAGAAUCCAGAUGUGAAGACAAACAUCAGACUGAAGGCUGUGUUUUGUUGUCUUCAGAGUACAGAAGUGUGUUCUAAUGCACCACCUUCACAAAACAGUGACGUUACUGAACCUCAACCUGCCACGAGGUGAAAAGUUCAACUAGUGGAGGUCAACAAGGACCUGGUUUCUAUGGCGAUACUACUUCUCACUGACUCUGUGGACUUUAAUCAGUAACUUGUUGUGAUUCUGUUACUGGUUGGGGUUCAUGCAGUUGGAUUUCCAUCAGUUAGAAACAACAUGAUGAACAUAAUAUAACUGAGACAGAAUGACUGAUGAGCUGGUUGUGGUUUAGUCCCAAACUGAGGCCGACAACAUGAAGGAGAUCACAUUCCACUGGAGGAGGAAGUCUGUUUAGCACAAAGUUCACCACCGAAGGAGAUGGUGCAACCAGUCAGUGCUCCAUCUAGUGGUCCAAUCUGGUACUGGUCUGGUCCAGUAUUCUCCUUAAUAUCAAACUGGUUUCACCUGUUUUACACUGGUCCAACCCUGACCUGUAGAAUGUGUUUGAUUUGAUUGAAAAUGCUGAACUACUGAUGACUGUGGUAAAGAGGAACCCACUGGAUGAAUCAGAAACAUUACAAAUAUUUUGUUGUACUAUGUUGUAUUUUGUCAAUUUGUUUUAUUAUAAUUAUGAAGUGGAUUUGUAACAUAAGAGAAUAUUAGCAUGGUGUAUUUUCUUUGUGACUGUGGUGAUAAAUGUGACUCCGAUAAAGCUGAUGGAAUCAGUCCAACGUGGACAAACCGACUCAAACAGGAAACUAACAUGUGACUGUGGUCUGUCAGAGACUCAGUGGAGUCUAAUGCUGCUGAAAAACCACACAGAAAGGCCUGACAUGGUCAAAGCCUGACACCACAGAAGAAGAAGGAGUCAGUAGUGAAUGUGUGCAGGGCUCAUUCCACUCCUCUAGUGGCUCAGAUGGAUGAGGACCUGCUCCAGAGGUCAGAGGUUCCCAUCCACUGUUUCAUUUGAAGGGCUUUUUCUUCUGCCACUGUUUUCAUGUUCAGACCUGAUGCAGCCUGUGUGUAGAACUGAUUCACACUAAAACAGGAGUGAACAGGUGGAACCGCCUCAUCAGUCUCCUUGGAGCUCAGUGGGUUCAGGAUCAGGUCUGGAACUCAGAGGUCAUGGGAUCUGAUCUGGUCUUGGCUGUAAUGAGCUGGUUGUUGGACAGAAGUGGUUCAGUGACUUUAUCCUUCCCCAUCAUCAUGUGAGUAAAGGAAGGUGUUUCCUCUCAUCAUGUUGGGACCUCCUUUAGACAGGACUCAUGUAAAACUGGUCCAGAAGAUUCUAGAUCAGCCGUCCAAAUCCAGCUGCUGUUUCAGAGACUUCCAGACCUGGACACGGUCCAGUUCCAGGUCUUCAAAUCAUGCAAAGAACUCAACUGUUUCCUGUCACUUGACUUAAUUGAAUGAACCUACUCCCAUCUCUGAAUGUUCGUUAUUUACUCGUCUAUGGAAUUCUCCCAUAUUUAAUUAUUGGGUUUGGUUUUCCAUGGAACCACCUACAGUCCACAGUAUUUACCAUAAUCACCCUUUAACACCAUCCACACAUUAUUUGUUCAAUUACUUCUUAAUGUGACCUUUUCCAGUUUUCAGUCCAGGUGAUGUUAUAUUUGUGAUGGAAAAAUGUGUCAAUAAAGAGCACAAAAGACAAGGCUGGUCUCACAUGUGAGUUUAUUCACCCUUUGGAAGGAGGAGCCUCUGGAACGAAAGCACAAGGCUAAGGUGGAGGAGUAAAAGGGUGAGGAGGAGCAAAGGCAGUGAGUCUUCUAUACACAAGAUAAUGGCAUGGCACACAAUGACAGGAUUCUGACAGAA
Molecule: messenger RNA, 3421 nt
Organism: Sphaeramia orbicularis (orbiculate cardinalfish)
Lineage: Eukaryota; Metazoa; Chordata; Actinopteri; Kurtiformes; Apogonidae
Product: zinc finger protein 239-like
Exons: 2
Coding region: 186-1124 (312 amino acids)
Biological process (GO): regulation of transcription by RNA polymerase II
Cellular component (GO): nucleus
Molecular function (GO): RNA polymerase II transcription regulatory region sequence-specific DNA binding; DNA-binding transcription factor activity, RNA polymerase II-specific
Source: RefSeq, a predicted model, not a curated record